This is a messenger RNA of Topomyia yanbarensis, 4249 nucleotides long. RefSeq names its product transcriptional activator protein Pur-beta (gene Pur-alpha). Gene Ontology annotation, molecular function: DNA-binding transcription factor activity, RNA polymerase II-specific; RNA polymerase II transcription regulatory region sequence-specific DNA binding; purine-rich negative regulatory element binding. Bases 1837 to 2661 code for a protein of 274 amino acids. Gene Ontology annotation, biological process: regulation of transcription by RNA polymerase II. Gene Ontology annotation, cellular component: nucleus. The transcript is spliced from 4 exons. NCBI's taxonomy places the organism in Eukaryota, Metazoa, Arthropoda, Insecta, Diptera, Culicidae. The record is from RefSeq and is a predicted model, not a curated record.
GGCUGCUAGCAACUACGACAGCUACUGGCUUCUCACUCUCGUUGCCGUCGGUGUCAAGUUCGGAAGAAGGUUGAAGCUUGGUAGUCGGAUUGAAAAGAAGCAGAAAAAAGCUAUAGUCUGCUGCUGUGUGCUCCAUAGUGGAUGAAAUUUCCAAUUUCCUGUGAGUUCUUUUCCGCAACGCGCUGUAUGAGGAUUACAACCCGCAACGCUGGUGGACAGGUGGACUAUUGGAAUAUGUGGCCCGAAAACUGACCUUCCUACAAAAUUGAGCGUUCACUUUGGAAGUAGACCACUAGCAAGUCAUAGGAAGUGAUCCUCGCGGUAGAAGUAAUUGAAUUUACCGAAAGGUUCUCGUGCAAUUCGACCCAGACAUAACUACUGUCGGUUUUGGUAGUGAAAAAAAAAUUAAUGGAACAUCCGAAAGGUGAAUCGAUUCGAACGGGCAGCUGCUGGAACCAGGAGGAUUUGUUUCGUAUCCACUUGAGACUAUCGGUGCAGUGAUAAACGAAAAGUGAGCGGAUAAUGGUUCGAUUUUAUUGGUAAAGCAAGAAACGAAUUAAAUGAGCAUAACGUUUAGUUGAAAAAAUAGUGACAGGAGGAAAAAAAACAGUGAAUGACGUAGAAGUUUUUGCAUAAACAGAAAAAAAAAAACAGGUCGUUUAGUAACAUCCCAUUAAGUUGAAGCUAGUAGAGAUUUGAUUAUCAUACACUAUACCUGUGCAUUUAUUGCAAUUAUCUGCAUAAUUUUGUAAAAAAAAAUAUUUUUCUCUUUGUUUCUAUCAAAUCUGGAUGUGACGACUGGAUGGUUGUUCCUGCCGUUUCUUACACUGCCGUGCUUGGUGUCUUGGAUGGAUAAAAUCUGUAAUGGUCGGAACAAUCGUGAUGAUAUGGUGAUGUACAUAUGCAUUUAAAUUCAAUAUUGAAAAUUCACAUUAUUUCGUGUAAUCGCGUACCCAUACGUACGGGGUGAUUUACACACUAUCAACGAAACAAUAACGUCGACCGAAACGUCAUACACGUCAAACUCGCGCACGCCAUACGGUUGAAUGUGUGUUAUAAAAACACAGUCAGUGAGACACUAUAGAAGAGGUAGAAGUGCAGGUGAUUGAUUGAAAAAGGCCCGAAUCGAAGUGAGAAUCUCAUAUGAUCGAAAAGCGUAAGGGGCAGCUUAGGAAUGAUUCGCGAAUGACCAAACGAAAGGAAAAGCAAUAGAAGCAGGAGAAGGCCACAGCACGGAGCAAUGAGGAAGGUUUGAGCGGUAGUGCUAUCGAUUUUCCUCAUGAUCCAGCAAAGAAGGCGUCGGAAAGAGAGUGUGAAAUAACAGCUGAGACGCGAUAGAAAACGGCUAAAAGCAGUGUGGGACUCGAUCCACGGUAGCAGCAGUUUGUGCGGUGGUUGGUACGCGAAGCUUGAAGCCAGGGAACAAAGAAUAGGCUGAUAGCAGGCAUACUCUGGAGGAAGAUAACGGAAGGAAGCAAGUGAGCGAAAGCAGUAGGUGGGAAAGUUCACGCACUCACGCACGCGAGUCGAACAUCUGUUCCAAUAGCUUGAAGUGAGAGAAUUGACCGUCAGGGAGCAAUCAAGAAGAAGAGCGACCGAGUCACAGCAGGUUAACGACAGCGUUGCCAGAUCAACCGAUUGACUGGCAACACUGUUGUUGAGCAUCGCAACGGCCCCCACCCACUUGGUAGGAUAGCCCAGCGAGAGUGCGUACGGCGGCAGUAGCACUCUCCUCCGUGUCCUAACAGAGGAUAUUUUCUUUUGUGACCCGGUUCAGAAGCGGCUUAGAAAAUAAAUUUUAAUCUGACGCUCGGUUGGUUCGGUGGUGCUUCUGAAAUGUCCGACACCGGCAGUGGACACGACGGAGCCCAGAAGGACUACUCGCAAAAAAUGGACGGCGGUGGUGGCGGCGACUUUGACUCUGGGCAACAGAGUCAACAGACCGAGCAGGAGUUGGCCACCAAGAUGCUGCAGAUCCAAUCGAAGCGGUUUUAUCUGGACGUGAAACAGAACCGACGCGGUCGGUUUAUUAAGGUAGCUGAAAUCGGCGCGGACGGUAGACGCAGUCAGAUCUUUCUGGCUCUGUCUACGGCGGCUGAGUUUCGGGAUCACUUGUCGGCGUUCAGUGAUUACUACGCCUCAUUGGGGCCACCCAACCCGGACAAUGUGCCUGAAGAUGGCAAGCUAAAGUCGGAGAUGAUGAUCAAGGACAACCGACGGUACUACCUUGAUCUGAAGGAGAACGUGCGGGGACGGUUUCUGCGCGUCUCGCAGACGAUUACACGUGGCGGUCCUCGGUCGCAGAUCGCCAUCCCAGCGCAAGGGAUGAUCGAGUUUCGUGAUGCGCUAACGGAUCUGUUGGAAGAGUUCGGUACGAACGAUGGCGGUUUCAAGGGCGAACUGCCGGAGGGUCGCCACAUGCGUGUCGAUAACAAAAACUUCUACUUUGACAUCGGACAGAAUAGUCGGGGCAUCUAUAUGCGGGUGUCGGAGGUGAAAAGCAACUUCCGGACCGCAAUCACCGUUCCGGAAAAGUGCUGGUCACGGUUCCGUGACAUUCUCAGCGAUUACUGCGAUAAAAUGAAGAAAACGUCCGAGUCAACCACAUCGUCGAUCACUGCCGAUAACCCAUUGCAGAAGCAAACAUCAAAUAAUAUGUAAAUUAGUGACGAGAGAGAUAGAAUUUAGAUCCCUUAUUGGCUUCGUUUCCGCUUGCCAUCAUGAUUAGUUUCCCAAUUUAUUGAUUAUGAUUGUUGUGUAUUCUCGAUAAUUCUUCAAUCGUUUAUGUUUUUUCUUUGUUACGUUCUCCCACUUGUUUACUUCUGAAAGAAUGGAUAAUAUGCUAAAUUAUAAAAAAAAAACAGAAUGAAGAGUAUAAAAUAUAUUAUACAUAUAGAGUUAUAAAAAAGAGGAUGGAUCAGAUUAAAUCUGAAUAUAAAUCACAGUUAUAAGAUUUAAAUAAAGGAAAAAAAUCUAACAAAUUAAAUUUAAUGCAGAAAAAGGACAAAACACAAACGGCUAAAAUAAGAACACAUUACAAAAUGAGCGGUCGCUUUAUUUACCCAGUCAAGUCAGGCGUGGAAUAAGACUGUGUGAAAUUUUGUCCCUUUUGUAGGAUUUGUGUAAAUUGAUUAAUUUAUUGCUUGAAAUCGGUUCUUAAUUGUGGAGAAGUAUCUGAUUCACACGUAUCCGUGUUCGUUCAGUGGUGUCAAUUGGCAUUUACAAGUAAGCCUCUAUAUCGGAACGGAUCUAGAUGAGUGAGAAAUGAUCGGAAAAUUCUUGCAAUUUGAACUUCAAACCUAACUGAAAGUCCAAUCUGUCACACAGCGACACGUUAUUUUGUUUGAUUUUGCAAAAUUAACACAGUACAGAGAUAUAACAAGCUAAGUUGAACGUAGCCGAAACAACAGAAGAAGCUAGCUAACAAAUUGAAGCCAGAACAAAGCAAAAACAACUUUUAAAAGCAUAGCAAACGAAGAAGAGAAUAGUGGGACAAAACUCGAGUGGAUACUGAACGAGAUAAACCAGCAAACCGGUAGGCAGUUGAAUGUAAAUUACAGUAGCCUACCAUACAAACAAAAAAGAUACAGAGGCGAGCGUAUGUGUGUAAAAUAUUUAGUUUCCUUAUUACUGAAAUCCUCUAGAUGGGAGCAAAGAACUAGAACUAGAAUCUAACCAGUCCCUCUUCGAGCAAUGGUAAACAACGUUCAGAACUAGCAGCUACGCACGCCGAAGCAGAUAUAACACGCGAGCCAACAGUGGAUGGAGUAAAUGACAAAGUCGAUAUAUCUAUAUUACUGUUAAAUGUUACAUAAAAAGAACAGAUAGAGAGACGACGGAACGAUUCUGGGAAGAAAUAGUAUUUAAUUACAGAUGAAACCCUGACGAAUCCAAAUCUUUAUUGUAUCUCUAGCAAGAAGCGCGUUAAGGGAGUGGAUUUUAAAGCAAGAGUAGUCAAGUUGAUUUAUCUUUUUUUUAGUUUUCUAGUGCGACAACAAAAAAGAUAUAAAAAUUGUGUUUCGAGAAUCGUGCUUGGCAUUGAUGAUAUAUAAGCAAGAGCAAGAAAAUACCUAAUAGUCUGGUCGUCCGAGCGGGCAACAGCCUCCUAGAGGCACACGUGCGUGGAUCGGGACCAACAGCUGUGAUCUAUUAAGAAAUGGGACAAGGAAAAUUCAUAAGCGAAAAAUAAUGUAUUAAACUGCGACCCGGGUAUACACAAAUACACGCGGAGUGAUUCUUCUAAAUAUUA